Messenger RNA from Kluyveromyces marxianus DMKU3-1042, 879 nucleotides. It is a transcript of the gene SEC17, whose product is annotated as alpha-soluble NSF attachment protein SEC17. NCBI's taxonomy places the organism in Eukaryota, Fungi, Ascomycota, Saccharomycetes, Saccharomycetales, Saccharomycetaceae. Gene Ontology annotation, molecular function: soluble NSF attachment protein activity; syntaxin binding. Gene Ontology annotation, cellular component: SNARE complex; vacuolar membrane. Bases 1 to 879 code for a protein of 292 amino acids. The transcript is spliced from 2 exons. Gene Ontology annotation, biological process: intracellular protein transport; SNARE complex disassembly. The record is from RefSeq and is a predicted model, not a curated record.
AUGAGUGAAGUGCAAGAAUUGAUUGCGAAGGCUGAGAAGAAGGCGAAGCCAUCAUCUGGAUUCUUUAGUUUCUUAGGCGGGUCGGACUCAUAUAGGUACGAGGAAGCAGCGGACCUUUACGUGGAAGCAGCCAACUUGUACAGAUUGAGAAAGGAGUUGGACCAAGCAGGGGAAACGUUUUUGAAAGCCGCCGAAUGUCAAAUCAAAGCAUCAAAUGAGGAUGAAGCGGGUAACACGUUCAUCGAAGCUUACAAAUGUUUCAAGACAGGCUCAUCGCCUGCCAAAGCUGCUGAAUCGCUUUCUAAAUCCAUCGACAUUUUCACGAGGAGAGGCCAGUUCAGAAGAGGAGCAAACUUCAAGUUUGAACUUGCUGAAUUGCAAGAACAGCAACUACAGGACUAUCCCAGCGCCAUUUCCAACUAUGAAACUGCCGGUGACUGGUACUUGCAGGAUCAAGCCGUUGCCCUAUCUAACAAAUCGUAUCUAAGAUGUGCCGACUUGAAGGCGUUGAAUGGUGAAUACUUGGACGCAACCGAAAUAUUGAAGAAGGUUGUGGAAAACUCCUUGGGGAACAAGUUGAGCCAAUGGUCUUUGAAAGAGUACUUGCUAAAGAUCGGGCUUUGUUACCUCGCUGCGGGCGAUGUCGUCGCUGCCGACAAGAGCUUGAACGAAUCGCAAUCUCUGGACCCUUCCUUUUCCCAAUCAAGGGAAUAUGAGCUAUUGUCAAAUGUCAUCGAUGCCGUCAGAGAGGGAGACUCCGAGAAACUUUCGCAAAAGAUUUACGAGUACGACAAGUUCAACAAGUUGGACCACUGGAAGGUCACCAUACUACUGAAGGUCAAGAACACAAUCGUCGAAGCGGACGACGACUUAUUAUAG